Messenger RNA from Myotis davidii, 6115 nucleotides. It is a transcript of the gene SBF1, whose product is annotated as SET binding factor 1. The record is from RefSeq and is a predicted model, not a curated record. NCBI's taxonomy places the organism in Eukaryota, Metazoa, Chordata, Mammalia, Chiroptera, Vespertilionidae.
UCCAUCAAGGCUGGGCCGUGGUGUCACGGUGGCCAUCUGCACUGUCAGUGGAGCAGGGCUCCAGGAGAUGGGUGGGCAGGACCGUGUGUGUCUGGGGUUUGCCAGAUGGGGACAGUGAAAAACGCAGGCAGAGAGGUGGGGCCAGGGCAUUGGCAGCUGACAGGGAGUGGGGAAGGCCAGGGCCAGAUCCUGCAGCGCUUCCCGGAGAAGGACUGGGAGGAUAACCCCUUCCCUCAGGGCAUCGAGCUGUUUUGCCAGCCCAGCGGGUGGCAGCUGUGUCCUGAGAGGAACCCACCGACCUUCUUCGUUGCCGUCCUCACUGACAUCAACUCGGAGCGGCAUUACUGUGCCUGCUUGACCUUCUGGGAGCCAGCAGAGCCCACGCAGGAAGCCGUGUGCUCGGAGGACGCUGCCGGGAGGGAAGAGAGAGCCGACGAGGGAGGCCCAGGGCGACUGUCACCUGGCACGUCUGGCCCGCCAGGCCAGCUGUUCGCUCCAAAGACUCUGGUGUUGGUGUCUCGGUUGGACCACGUGGAGGUGUUCAGGAACAGCCUGGGUCUCAUCUACACCAUCCACGUGGAGGGCCUGAACGUGGGCCUGGAGACCGUGGUCGGGAACCUGCUCACCUGCAUCAUCCCCCUGGCUGGGGGCUCACAGAGAACCAUCUCUUUGGGGGCAGGUGACCGGCAGGUCAUCCAGACCCCACUCACCGACUCCCUGCCCAUCAGCCGCUGCAGCGUGGCCCUGCUCUUCCGCCAGCUAGGCAUCACCAACGUGCUGUCUUUGUUCUGCGCUGCCCUCACUGAGCACAAGGUGCUCUUCCUGUCCCGGAGCUACCAGCGCCUCUCAGACGCCUGCCGAGGACUCCUGGCCCUGCUGUUCCCGCUCCGAUACAGCUUCACCUACGUGCCCAUCCUGCCGGCGCAGCUCCUGGAGGUUCUCAGCACGCCCACGCCCUUCAUCAUCGGCGUCAACGCAGCCUUCCAGGCAGAGACCCAGGAGCUGCUGGAUGUGAUUGUGGCUGACCUGGAUGGAGGGACGGUGACUGUCCCCGAGUGUGUACACAUUCCACCGCUGCCGGAACCGCUGCAGAGCCAGACCCACAGCGUGCUGAGCAUGGUCCUGGACCCGGAGCUGGAGUUGGCAGAUCUCGCCUUCCCACCCCCCACAAUAUCCUCUUCCUCCCUGAAGAUGCAGGACAAGGAGCUGCGGGCUGUUUUUCUGCGGCUCUUUGCUCAGCUCCUGCAGGGCUACCGUUGGUGUCUGCACAUGGUCCGCAUCCACCCGGAGCCUGUCAUCCGCUUCCACAAGGCAGCCUUCCUGGGCCAGCGUGGGCUGGUGGAGGACGACUUCCUGAUGAAGGUGCUCGAGGGCAUGGCCUUUGCGGGCUUCGUGUCGGAACGCGGGGUCCCCUACCGUCCCACGGACCUGUUGACGAGCGGGGACCAGGCCACGGCCAAGAUGCAGGGAGCGCCCCCCGCUGUGAAGGCCGAGAGGAGGACCACUGUGCCCUCGGGGCCCCCUAUGACUGCCAUCCUGGAGCGGAGCAGCGGGCUCCAUGGCAACAGUGCUCGCCGCCUGGAGGUGGUUCGGAACUGCAUCUCCUACGUGUUCGAGGGGAAGAUGCUGGAGGCCAAGAAGGUGAGGGCGCUGGGCGUGGGGGGUGCGCUGGGCCCCAGCUGGGCCUCCUCACCUUCCAUCAGUCGUGGGAGCUGGGCUGGCAGGGAGGGCGGUGGGUGCCAGGGCUCAGGUCCCUCCAGCUCAGUGCGGUUCAGUGAGAGCCGUUUCUUUCAAUUUUCUCUUUUAAAUUCAUUGGAGGGACGUUGGUUGAUGGCUCAUGUUUCAGACGGGCACUGUGACACGUGGCCUGUAGAUUGCGGUGUGUGUGUGCCCAACCACCCAAGGUCAGAUCUCCCAUCACCAUAUACUUGGCCCCUUUAUCCUUUCCUACGCCCCCACCCCCCAAAGGUUUCUUCAGCCUCCACAGAAAGUGUUGACCCACGUGUGUUUCAGAACCGCGCCGUCCUGGACCACCAGCAGUUUGACUUUGUCGUCCGCAUGAUGAACUGCUGCCUGCAGGACUGCACCUCUCUGGACGAGCACGGCAUCGCAGCCGCCCUGCUGCCCCUGGUCACUGCCUUCUGCCGGAAGCUGAGCCCGGGGGUGACGCAGUUUGCGUACAGCUGCGUGCAGGAGCAUGUGGUGUGGAGCACGCCCCAGUUCUGGGAGGCCAUGUUCUACGGGGAUGUGCAGACCCACAUCCGGGCCCUCUACUUGGAACCUGCCGAGGACCGAGACCCCUCCCAGGGCUGGGAGGAGCCUGCAGAGGAGGAGCGCUCGGCCCUGGAUGUGGCGUCCGAGCAGCGGCGUCUGUGGCCCAUGCUGAGCCGCGAGAAACAGCAGGAGCUGGUGCAGAAAGAGGAGAGCACGGUGUUCAGCCAGGCCAUCCACUACGCCAACCGCAUGAGCUACCUGCUGCUGCCCCUCGACUCCAGCAAGAGCCGCCUGCUGCGUGAGCGCGCAGGGCUGGGCGACCUGGAGAGCGCCAGCAACAGCCUGGUCACCAGCAGCAUGGCGGGCAGUGUGGCCGAGAGCUAUGACACGGAGAGUGGCUUUGAGGACGCAGAGACCUGUGACGUAGCCGGGGCUGUUGUCCGCUUCAUCAAUCGCUUCGUGGACAAGGUCUGCACAGAGAGUGGGGUCACCAGCGACCACCUCAAGGGGCUGCAUGUCAUGGUGCCAGACAUCGUCCAGAUGCACAUCGAGACCCUGGAGGCCGUGCACCGCGAGAGCAGGAGGCUGCCCCCCAUCCAGAAGCCGAAGCUGCUGCGGCCUCACCUGCUGCCUGGCGAGGAGUGUGUGCUGGACGGCCUGCGUGUCUACCUGCUCCCCGACGGGCGUGAGGAGGGCUCUGGGGGCAGCGGGGGUGGCCCCGCAGUGCUCCCGGCCGAGGGUGCCGUCUUCCUCACCACCUACCGGGUCAUCUUCACGGGGAUGCCCACCGACCCCCUGGUGGGGGAGCAGGUGGUGGUCCGCUCCUUCCCGGUGGCCGCGCUGACCAAGGAAAAGCGCAUCACGGUCUCGACGCCCGUGGAACAGAUCCCGCAGGGCUUCCUGUAGGCUCGCCCGACCUCAGAGGUCUUGUGUCUGACGCAGCUGCUGAAGAUGGCCUUCGACGAGGAGGUCGGGUCCGAGAACGCCGAGCUCUUCCGCAAGCAGCUGCACAAGCUGCGGUACCCGCUGGACAUCAGGACCACCUUCGCCUUCACCCAGGGCUCCGCGCACACGCCCAGCCGGCCGCCCCGCACCACCAAGGACAAGGGUCCCUCUCUCAGGACCCUGUCCCGGAACCUCGUGAAGAACGCCAAGAAGACGAUGGGGCGGCCGCACGUCACUCGGAAGAAGUACAACCCCCCCAGCUACGAGCACAGGGGCCAGUCCCCCGAGGACCAGGAGGAUGAGAUCUCAGUGUCAGAGGAUCUGGAGCCCGGCACGCUGACCCCGACCUCGGCCCUGAAGCCCUCCGACCGCAUGACCAUGAGCAGCCUGGUGGAGCGGGCCUGCUGCAGGGACUACCAGCGCCUGGGCCUGGGCACACUGAGCAGCAGCCUGAGCCGCGCCAAGUCGGAGCCCUUCCGCAUCUCCCCGGUCAACCGCAUGUACGCCAUCUGCCGCAGCUACCCGGGGCUGCUGAUCGUGCCCCAGAGCGUCCAGGACAAUGCGCUGCAGCGUGUCUCCCGCUGCUACCGCCAGAACCGCUUCCCCGUGGUCUGCUGGCGCAGUGGACGCUCCAAGGCUGUGCUGCUGCGCUCAGGGGGCCUGCAUGGCAAGGGUGUCGUCGGUCUCUUUAAGGCCCAGAACACGCCUUCUCCAGGCCAGUCCCAGGCGGACUCCAGCAGCUUGGAGCAGGAGAAGUACCUGCAGGCCGUGGUCAGCUCCAUGCCCCGCUACGCCGACACAUCCGGCCGCAACACCCUCAGCGGCUUCUCCUCAGCCCACAUGGGCGGUCAUGUGCCCAGCCCCAGAGCCAGGGUCACCACGCUGUCCAACCCCAUGGCGGCCUCGGCCUCCAGACGGACUGCACCCCGAGGUAAAUGGGGCAGCGUUCGGGCCAGCGGGCGCAGUGGUGGGCUCGGUGGUGAUGUGGGCUCCCGGCUAGCAGGCAGAGACACGCGGGGGCCCCCCCAGGCGAACGGGGCUCCCCCAGACUCAGGCUUUCCGCGGCCCCAGCGUGCAGCCCUCUACAUCAUUGGGGACAAGGCCCAAUUCAAGGGCGUGCGACCAGACCCCCUGCAGCAGUGGGCGCUGGUGCCCAUCGAGAUGUUCGAGGCCCGGCAGGUGAAGACCAGCUUCAAGAAGCUGCUGAAGGCCUGUGUCCCGGGCUGUCAGGACUUCGAGUCCGGCCCCACCUUCCUGCGCUCGCUGGAGGAUUCGGAGUGGCUCACCCAGAUCCACAAGCUGCUACAUGUGUCGGUGAUGGUGGUGGAGCUGCUGGACUCGGGCUCCUCGGUGCUGGUGAGCCUGGAGGACGGCUGGGACAUCACCACGCAGGUGGUGUCCCUGGUGCAGCUGCUCUCGGACCCCUUCUACCGCACACUGGAGGGCUUCCGCCUGCUGGUGGAGAAGGAGUGGCUGUCCUUUGGCCAUCGCUUCAGCCACCGGGGGGCCCACACCCUGGCCGGGCAGAGCAGCGGCUUCACGCCCGUCUUCCUGCAGUUCCUGGACUGUGUGCACCAGGUCCACCUGCAAUUCCCCAUGGAGUUCGAGUUCAGUCCCUUCUACCUCAAGUUUCUGGGCUACCACCACGUGUCCCGCCGCUUCCGGACCUUCCUGCUGGACUCGGACUAUGAGCGCAUCGGGGCUCAGUGCUGCCCUGCAGGGCUGCUGUACGAGGAGAAGGGGGAGCGCAAGGGCCCGCAGGCCUGCAGGUCUGUGUGGGAGUAUGUGGACCGGCUGAGCAAGAGGACGCCCGUGUUCUACAACUACAUGUACGCGCCCGAGGACACGGAGGUCCUGCGGCCCUACAGCAACGUGUCCAACCUGAAGGUGUGGGACUUCUACACCGAGGAAACGCUGGCCCAGGGCCCCCCCUAUGACUGGGAGCUGGCCCAGGUGUCCCCGGAGCCCCCGGAGGAGGAGCGCGAGCUGCAGCGGCUGGAGACGGAGCUGGGCCGGCCCCCUGAGCGGUGGAAGGACAACUGGGAUCGGGUGAAGGCUGCCCAGCGCCUCGAAGGCCGGCCAGACGGACGUGGCACCCCCAGUUCUCUGCUGGUGUCCAGUGUGCCCCACCACCGCCGCUCGCUGGGUGUGUACCUGCAGGAGGGGCCUGUGGGCUCCACCCUGAGCCUCAGCCUGGACAGUGACCAGAGCAGUGGCUCAACCACAUCCGGCUCCCGCCAGGCCGCCCGCCGCAGCACCAGUACCCUGUACAGCCAGUUCCAGACGGCUGAGAGUGAGAACAGAUCCUACGAGGGCACCCUCUACAAGAAGGGGGCCUUCAUGAAGCCCUGGAAGGCCCGCUGGUUCGUGCUGGACAAGACUAAGCACCAGCUGCGCUACUAUGACCACCGCGUGGAUACAGAGUGCAAGGGGGUCAUCGACCUGGCGGAGGUGGAGGCCGUGGUGUCUGGCACUCCCACCAUGGGCGCCCCCAAGACCGUGGACGAGAAGGCCUUCUUCGAUGUGAAGACGACUCGUCGUGUUUACAACUUCUGUGCCCAGGACGUGCCGUCGGCCCAGCAGUGGGUGGACCAGAUCCAGAGUUGCCUGUCAGAUGCCUGAGCCCAGCCCUGCCCGGCUGCGCUGUGUCCAGUUACAGACCACUAGGGGUGGGCAGGGCCCCCCGGCCAUGUUUACAGCCCCCACCCUUGACAGUAUUGAGGCCCAGCCCCCGAAUUUGUGUGUAUAGCCCCUGCCAACCCCAUCCUGCCCACCCCGCCCGCCUGGCCAGCUCUGGCUUAUUUUGGAGUCCUGGCUGAGCUCUGGCGGGAGGCGCCAUGGUACAGCCCUCUCGGUGGGCCUGUAAAUAGCCCAGCCCUGUCCGCGUGGUGGCCCCGGCGGCCCGCAGGCACCCUGUUCCUACAGAGUCUAUAAAGAGAACUAACUAUGUGCCACA